Cantharellus anzutake is the source of this 883-nucleotide messenger RNA. RefSeq lists its product as uncharacterized. Bases 159 to 626 code for a protein of 155 amino acids. The record is from RefSeq and is a predicted model, not a curated record. The transcript has 4 exons. Lineage: Eukaryota; Fungi; Basidiomycota; Agaricomycetes; Cantharellales; Hydnaceae.
UGAUAUUAGUUUAAGUCGACUAAGAUGUCCGCGGUCGUUGUCACCCUUAGCCAUGGCAUGGUCCCCCACUCCGCUGACCCUUCCACUCCAUCCUUCUACUCGAAUUCUUUGCUAGCUGGCAUUCCUCGUCGUCGCGCGCUCGGGUUUCCUCCCAGAGCAUGCUAUUUUCAUGGAGUCAGCACUUUCACUUAGCCGACGGAGCCGGGCGAGUUCAUUGCGCCUUACAGCCCUCCCACCAAGCACGCGCGAUUGAAGACCUCGGCGUCUAUUCGUCUGUUGCAGGGAGAACCCCAUUGCUCUGGAUGGGAAACAUAAGCGAGGGGCCGCCAGUAUGGUUUGACGGUAGAACAGAGUUCACCGUCUCCAUGCAGUACCCGCCGGUUAACUUCAGGGAUGGGACUCGACUUCUGCUCCAAAGCCGGAUGAUGGCUCCAAUCGUCGUCAAAAUUAGCAAGUUGUUUACGACGUUCGCAGUCGUUGCGAUUCCUUCCUCUCUACUUGUUAGUCACCUGGCUCGAGCGUUUUUCUGUCACUGCGUUAUAUAUUAUCCUCCGAUUUGGAUAUUACUGCGCUUGAACAUUAUUGAUAACGAAAACACUGGUGAAGGGGAACAACAUCCUCUCUAGCUCUGGAGUCGAACGGCGAAGCACCACCACCCCGAACAGGGAUCUGGAUGCAAUAUCACAGCUCGCAUAUAUUCAAAUCAAGAUUUGUUUGCAUGGCCAAGCAUCUUCCCGGCAUUGGUUGCUGCACUCAUGGUAUCCCCAUCUGACAUCCACCUAUGACCCAUUGCUCCUACAAGACUGGCAGAGAUCUUGUCACUUUGAGGACUGACGAUGCGGUGAACACCAGGAACCGCAUUCCGAACAGAUUGUCUUCGUUC